AUUUUGCAUGACUCAGCUAUUUUAACCAGAGUACAGAAAACCAUAGGAAAGCUACGAUUAAGGAAUAAAGUAAAACAUAUUCUAUGCCUGAAUUUAUCGGGAUGAGCGCUGAGGAAAAGGCUGUAAAAGAACUUUUGGAAUUGGACGAAAAUUCAGAUUUUUCUGCAUUGGAAGAAGCUUUAGACAAUCUGGACAACUUUGCGACAAAAGUUGAAGAAAAAGUUGAUUCUCUGCUCCAGGAUUUAAAGUCAACACUAGAAGAGACACAAGCUGCAAAAGCUGAGCUGUCUACUAAAUAAAUAUGCUGCUUAAAUUAUUAAACCAAGUGGAAAAACCAAAGUUUAUUGUCAUAUCUGAUUCCCUUGAUGUUACAGGGACCACAUUGUUUCAAUCUUUUGUCACAACUCGAUGUAAAAAGACUGUGGUUCAUGUUUUUCUUUUUGAAACUCAUCCAAAAGAUUUCUUAACUUCUUUAAAAUCAACCAAUCAUGAAAAUAUUAUUAUAUAUGAUUUUUAUACUGACCCUUUAAAUUGGGACGAUGGAGAAAAUACAAUUUCAAAAAGUUUCGUAUUUUCAAAAACCAUUGAAAACCAUGCAUGUCAUACUGAUCAAUUCAUUGUGGCCAUUGAUGGUGUUGGAAUGUAUUUAAACAACCAUCCUGCAAAUCAAUUAUACCAAGAUCUGCAGCGUUUAAAGCAAAACCCUCAACUUGAACAAUGUAUUUUGCUAAUCCACUCGGACGAAAUUAACCAAGGGGUGAAAAAAUCAAUUGAACAUUUAUCCAACGCAGUUUUAAACUUGAGUAAUGAAGAACUCGAAGUGGAAAGGGACCAAGACAAGACAGCGCUUGUGAGACAUCCUCGUAACAACGUGAUGGUGUGUAAAACAAUAUUCAAAAAACCAAAUGGAAAAAUGCUUCAAUUUUAUGAAGAAAUUAAAAUUGCUUCUGAUUUUCAAGUAUCUGCAAUGAAAUGGUCGCUCCCCAAUCAUAAUGAACCUUGUGAACCUAUACCACCACCUAGUGACGAACCAAGUGUGGUUUCAGACCUCUCGUUUAACCUGAAACUUUCAAACGACGAGAAAAAGCAGCGUGGGAAGCUGGUAAUGCCGUACACACAAGCCAAACUUGCUGUUAAGAUGGAAGAAAAAACAAGUGGAGAAAUUAUUUACGAGCUGGAUGACGUAGAUGAUUAUGAUGAAGAGGACCCUGAUGAUGAUCUCGAUUUUUAAAAUCAUGCAUCAAUUUUGGUGUUUUCUUGGGUUUUCCUGUGGUUGAGGUCCUACAGUGAUGCAUGCCAGGGAUUUAGGUCAGAUUUGGCUUAUUUACCCCAUGUUUCUUAUAUAGGUUAUCUUCAAAGAAUCAAUAUUAUAUUGCUGUACCCGCUAUGUUGUAAGAACUUUUGUUUCCAGAAAUAGUUUGGAAUUAACACUGUGGUCUGGAUUUUCAAUCAGUUAAUGUAAACUUUUUAAGGAGCUGUUACUUCUACAUGAAACAGCUGCACUUCGGCUACAACAUAAAAACUGCAAGUUUACAACAAAUUCUAAACAUUUAAUAAUU
This is a messenger RNA of Ciona intestinalis (vase tunicate), 1559 nucleotides long. RefSeq names its product elongator complex protein 5. Gene Ontology annotation, molecular function: tRNA binding. NCBI's taxonomy places the organism in Eukaryota, Metazoa, Chordata, Ascidiacea, Phlebobranchia, Cionidae. The record is from RefSeq and is a predicted model, not a curated record. Gene Ontology annotation, biological process: tRNA wobble uridine modification. Gene Ontology annotation, cellular component: elongator holoenzyme complex; nucleus; cytosol.